This is a messenger RNA of Ylistrum balloti, 9862 nucleotides long. RefSeq lists its product as uncharacterized. Gene Ontology annotation, biological process: mitotic spindle assembly; centriole replication; centrosome duplication. The coding region runs from base 1 to 8661 and encodes 2886 amino acids. Gene Ontology annotation, cellular component: cytoplasm; pericentriolar material; centriole. Gene Ontology annotation, molecular function: protein kinase binding. The record is from RefSeq and is a predicted model, not a curated record. The transcript is spliced from 44 exons. NCBI's taxonomy places the organism in Eukaryota, Metazoa, Mollusca, Bivalvia, Pectinida, Pectinidae.
AUGGAUUCAAAAUUGUGUAUCAGUGAUGACUUUUCCACAUCUAUUGAAGAGCAACAUUUUCGCCCUCUAGCUGCCUCCACGGCUGCACGACAAGACAGAAAUCCGGUGAAGCAGACAGUCAAAGGAGGGUCAUUUAUAGACGUGGAUAGUUCUGGCUUAUCUUCAGAUGCCUUAGAUCUUCCUCCCGAAGAGCAUCAGCUGCGAUUGUCUUUCAGUGCAUUUGAUCAAUCUCCAAAAAUCUCUCCAAGGGACAUAACUGGGAGUAGGUCAUUACAAUGUACUGCUAAGGUGCAAGAACCAUUUGAAUCAUGGAGUGGUAUGCAACAGUUUCCAGACGUGAAGAAAGAUGAUUUGACAAGCAGAAACUCAUCCCUUGGGCUGAUACAGGUGGAUGGCAUGAGUGAUUUGUCAUCCAGUGUGUUUACUUUGCACACCUCACCCCGAGAUGUAGUGGAGGGGGUCCCACCAAGUAAAAGUCAUGGUAACCAGAGUUCAUCUCAGAGAAGUCAUAGUGACAGCAGAAACAACUGGCUUCGUCCAGACAUAGACACUGUCAAAAAGAAGCCGUCCAUAGUGCCUGCUCCUGCACCUCAGGGGGAGGUACGGCAAUCUCUUGUGUUUAGUGAGGCCAUGCUAGGGACAGAUAAUGAUGCUGAUGUCACAAUUCCAGAGAUUCAGUUCAUGGAAGAUGAAUUGAAUCAGCUGGAUGCUGACUUUAGUUACUUUGAGGAAGUGGACGGCUCUAUCAGUGAUGAGGAAACACCAGGCAAAGUUAAGAAGGGUUCUAUUGUUGGUGAUGGAAAACUUGACACCAGAUAUUUACAACCUUCUUCACCUCCUCAUUCAGAAGGAGCAGAUGACAAGAUGGACCCUUUUCCUAGUCUGAGUAAAGUGACUUUGUUUGAGGAUGGAGGCAGUGCAGAAGAUCUGGUACCUGAAGCAGUAAGGAACCAAGAGAGGAUAAAGGAUUCAGUAAGGGCUGGUGACAGUGGCAGUGAGAUAGACACUGAAGAUGAAUUGGAAAUAGCAAGAAAGGCUAUUGGACAAGAGGAGAGGAAGCGGUCAUACACCAUGGGACAGAGUAUAGAACAAGAACAUGUGUCUAGUGAUACCAGGCCAGGUGUGGAAGGGGUGGAUGUUGGGGAAAGUAGGAAUGGACAAAAGCUGUCAAUAAUGAUGCGUCAGUCUGCUGAGGGAGAUGUGGUUACCUCCCCUGUCCCUGGGGAUGGCGGAGGAGGCGGGGAUGGAAGUAGCGGUUCUGACAGUGAAGACCAGUCUUUUUCCCGAAGGCGAUCCUCACAAGCACAGGAGUUCUUAGAACAAUUUCGACCAAGUUUCAGAUCACCUCAAAAUAAAGAUACAAACAGACAUGAUCUAGAGGAACAGAGAGUGAGGCCCAUGGGAGAUGAUUUGUUGACAGAGAAAGGCAUCAACCGUUACUCAUUAUACCAGGGAACAAGGCCCCCAACUGAUGAUGCCCUCCUUGAGUCUCGGUUUUUGGCAUCACAGCCAACCACUGACAUGACGACGAUGACUCCUUGGUCGGGACUUGAUAACAGCACUUUUGUUUUGGACGAACUCCUUCAGAGUCAGGCAGCCAAUACUGGUGGCAGCAAAAAUCAGGGGGAAAAGAGUCCAGAGGCAUCGCCAGGAGACCGGCUGGAGGCAUCAGGAUUCAAUGCUGAUGAUGCUAAGCAUGAUCAACCACAGGGAGAGUACCCAUUUGGGGGAUUGGCUUCCUCUUUUGGAUCAUUUGGUGGCAGUCCAGUUCCUGAUCGAGGAAAAGAAAGUACUGAGAGUUCUAUUUGGAAAGAAAUGCAUGCCAGCCCUUUGAGCCAGAGAAUUAGCAACAACAGCCGAGCCCCAGGCAGCCCGCUUGGACGGAUAAGUGGAGACAGUAUUCCAGAACAACCAGCUUUCGGGACAUAUGAUCUCCCAGUCUCGUCAGAAGGAGAACCUGCUGCAAGCAAGAAGACAGUUUACCAGGACGAAGAUGGUGAAUUUGUCACUGACUUAGCCUACCAAACCUCGUUUGUGAAUGAAGUGCAUCUCCAGAAAGACAAGCUGGCAACUCAAGGACUAGAUAUAGAGAAUCAGGCUGGCAUUACAUUCACUGAUCAAGACUUUUUUAAUUCAGAUGAAGGACAAAAUAUGCUUGAUGCUGAUGAACAAGAAUUUCAGAAAGAGAAUGUAUUCAUGCAGGAGGAAGUGUUCGCCCCCAGUAGUGUUCCUGCCUUGGAAGAGUCAUGGGCUGUUCACAGCAAAAUGUCUCUGUCUUGUCCCUCGUCCCUUCGUGGAUCAGAAGACUAUUCACGUAUCUCUGUGGGCACAUUCAUGAAGAGCAGAUCUGGUGCCCUGGGGUCAAUAGAUGGUGUUCCUGAACAAAGACCGGAGUUUGGUAUGGUCUGUAAGACACCCCCAGAAAAUAGAAAGCCGGUGGCUCUGCUGGACAUUGCUGCAAGUGGCUUGGAUGGGGAUGAAGGCUCCAUGAACCGCACAGCAGGAGUGGGCAAUGAAGAAGGAGAUGCCACUUUGAUUAACCAAUCAGAGAUGACAUUGGCAGACUUGGCUGCUUCUCAAAAAACUAACACUGGUGGCGACCCUGGCUGCACACAUGGUCAGCAGGACCUGUCAUCUGACCAGUCUGCCUCAGAAUCCUCAACUACUCUAAACAUCAGUGAGAUCAGUCGAGCUAUUGCAAAUAUGUCAAAGUCAGCCAAACCAGAAGAGCUUGCUAAGAUGAUAAUGUCCCUAUCUAGUAAGAGCAAAAGUCUUCCUUCAAAGACCAAUGUUACGGAGAAAAUGUCAGCUUCUUCUAUCAGAGAAGAGACUGAAGGCCAUUCCCUAAGUAAAGCAGAGGAAAAUGUUAUAAGGGACUCAAUGGAAAGGAAGGAAACUGAAGGAGAGGCCCAAAGAACUCCAAGGGACCAGCUAAACAAGAGCAGGUCAAGGCUACCGAUCAGAAAAGGUUCAAAUGUGGAUUCCAAGCGGCGGUCACAGUCUUCCUCUGACUCAUUUAGAGGAUCCUAUGAUGGUGAAGAGUGUAGAUGGGAUAAAGCUGAUGAUAAUGUUGGAUCAUCGCAAGAACAUACCAAUGAGUUUAGAAAGGUUAAAAACUUAAAAAAAUCCAAGCCAGAUGGAGAGGAAUCAGAGGACGAUUCUGUGUAUGUGAGAACCGAGAAGAAUGGUGUAGCAAUAAGAGACAGAGUGUCUGAUGUGAAUGAGGGAGUUGUGAGUCUGCCCUCAGAUUUCCAAGGAGAGAAGGACACCUGGCGCUCUCCACGUCUGAGUAUGGCACCCUCUAGCAGGAGGUCAGGCCCUCAGCAGGAGGCAAAUAUCCAUUCACCUAAAGACCUCUUUGGCAUCAAGCAAUUGUUCCCAGCACAGGAUGGAGAAUCCCUUCAGCAACCUCUUGUCACAGAGGGACCCCAGGUAUCAUCUAGAGACUCUGUACCAGUGAGAGGUAUGCAGUGUAGGGACAAGCAGCCAGCUGAUGGCCAGGCCUCUCAGAUGGAGCUCUACGUACAGACUUCACAAAUCAGUCCUGGUCAGAUUCCCUCCAGUGAACAAUCACAUACAGUAUCUUACCCUGGCAGCACAACUGGACCAGAACCAGAACUUUCUGUCAGUCUUGGGUUGGAGAAAAGUCCUAGAAGUACAAGUGUUGGACUGACAGGGCAUCACAUUCCUGAUGGAACAGAGUACAGCUUCCAAGCAGAUGUAGGAAAUAUCAGCAAUCGAGGUAGGUCUCGGGAAGAUUUGGUUGGCACAGCUGACAUCCAGCUUGCAGAUUCACGAGGAUUUGAUCUCAUUAACGAUAGAGAGCCAUAUAAAAACAGGCAAGUUGGUAAGCCAAAAUCCAGUCACCAUGACUUAGGCAUUUCUGAAGACAAGCUAGACAAGCAUGAGGUCCUCUCUGAGAAGAAAGGGAUAUCUUCAAGUGAUAUUAAUUUGAUACAGCAACAGAGUUACAGCUUUCAGAAAAAUAAUGCUAGUGAACAAGAUGAAUGUGUUGAUAUUCCUCCAGACAGUUUUACUCAGACCUCUGUUCCGGAUAUGGUAACCUCUUUAAGUCAUAGUAGAGAGCGGCUGCCUCUCCGAGACAGACUGAGUGAAAAUGAGAGACCAGGUUUAGGGGAUAGGCUGGCUCAUUCAGCUAAUGGAGAGGCUAAUGAGUUUGACAGAUGGGAUAUUAUAGCUAAUAAGCAAGCUCCUAUAGACACACAGUCGAAUAGUCUAGAAGUUCGAGAUAGUAACAGGACUGAAACAGAUAGUAAGCAAGGUACAUCAGUCACACAGCCAAGCAGCCGAGGAAUGAGUGAUAGUAACAGGACAGAUAUAGCUGAUAUACUCCCUUCAUCAGCCAUAAGGCCUAGUAGUGGAGGAGUGAGUGACAGCAAACGGACAGAUAUUGAUAGAUUGGCUGCACCAACACUACGGUCUAGUAGUCAAGGACUGAGCAGUCCUGUGAAGGACUUAGGUGAGUUAGAGUGGACAGGGAGGAUGACCAGCAGUCCUGAAUCUCGCAGAAACCAUUUGGACACCAUUGCAAUGCCUCCACCUCCUAUACCAAGUUUCAAGCAUGACCUGCUGUCUAGGAAACCAAUUGUGUCAGGAACUGAAAAACCAUUGUUGCUCACUUCCCAAUCUCUGUCCAGUACAAGUUUUGCCCGGGAGUACCUUCAACGGGACAUACCAGGACAUCUUAUAACAAAGCCGCAUGACUCCAGGAAUUUAAAGUUGCAUGGCGAACCAAGAGAGGUUCGUGUAUCUGAAAUACCACGGCCACACUUUGCUGGCCCAGACACUGAUGAUGUCUGCCAGCCUCAUCUUCACCAGCAGACACUUCAUGGUUUGAGUACCCUGGAUCAUGGCCCUGCAUAUCAGAGCACACCCUUCUCAAAAGGCAAUAACUCCACCCAGUUCAUGGCCAUAGAUGAUUUGAUUAUGACUCCAAGCAGUAUGCAUACGAUGAUGUCAACAGGCCCUCUGGAAGAUCCCACACCUAUCCGUCCCAUCGAUCACAAAUCCCUUCAAGUUUCCCGUAGACAUGAUGACACAAAUGUACCAUCAAAACCAGCAGCCUCCAAGAAGCUAAUGCCUGUUGAUGCUCCAUCUAUCCUGGAGUUUGGUAGUGUGUGUUGUGUAGGAAUCUCCAGCAAAGCUGUCCUGCCUAUGACCAACCCUACAAUGCGCUGGCUGGAAUGUCACCUUGAGGUUCACAAGCUCAGCCUGGAUGGUCAUACGGUGUCCUGUGAUGCCAACUUCCCGUUUGAAAUGAAAUCCAAAGUUAUCAUUGAGCCGCACAACACCGAGGACAUUUCAGUGAUAUUUAUUCCCAAGUUUCCAGGAGCCUAUAAAGCUCAGCUGAAUAUCUACUCACACUUGUUCCUGAGGGACAAGGAUGGUGAGGUGGACAGGGUCGCUACUUCUAUCACAAUUCUGGCAGAGGCAGAGAAACCACAGAUACAGGUUGUAGCCGAUGGUCAUCGACACUUAGACUUUGGUCACUUGUCCUGGGGAAGCACUAGUGAGAUGGCUCUGAGUAUAGUCAAUGAAGGAAAGGCCAUGGUCCCCAUCCGCCUUGCCAUCACUACUAACAAGAGGCCAUGGCAUUGCUUUGCCUUCGACCAGAAAAAUAGUGCUGCAGAUAUAUCUGUGAUAUCCCGGAGCAGUCGACCACAGUCUCAGGCGCUCGGAAAGACUGUCAUUACCAUGUGUCUUCCAGGCAAGAAAAAUGGUCAACCCAAUGAACCAAGAGAAAUACAUAUUUACUGUCGCCCUCCUGACAAACAGUGUGAUCGAGCAAUGGCCCAGCUCCCACCUGAUGAGAUGACAGCUCGUGUGGACGUAGAGGUUGACACCCCCUCUUCUCACCUGCCUGCUCUCUUCUCCAUCAAACUGACAGCUGUUGUAGGAGUCACUAAACUCCGCAUUGCGAGAAAUCUAGAUUGUGUCCAGUUGAUGGCUCCAGUUGGUAAACAUGCUAGUCAGAUUGUGACACUAAAGAAUGCUGGCAACAUUAACAUGGAGUUGAUGUUGCUUACUGCAGACUUUGAUAACGCCUUCAUUGUAACGCCAAAGAGGUUGGUUAUCCCACCUGGUGAAAAUGCUGAAGCCUGUGUCAAAUUUUUGCCAACAAAUGAGGCUAUUCCAGAAUUUCAAACUGUGUUGUUGAUGCGGAUACUACCUGAUGGUCCAGAUUACGAGGUUCCCGUGCUUGGUAAAUUGGUGAAGGAACAAAUUGCCAAAACACCUCCUCUCAUGUCUGACAAACAGUUUGUUUGUUAUGGUGGAGUGGCUGUAGGCCAGGCUGUCCAAAAGAAGGUUACAUUAUGGAAUAAGUCUGAGAUGUCUUGUCGAGUGAGGGUUGAGAUACGAGCAAACUCCUGGGACUUUCAGCUACAGGGUAGCUUUAACAGUGAUCAGAAGGAGAUGUCAACCCAUGCCCGCGAUGUGAUUAUCAAGCCCAUGGAGAAAUAUCCUAUACAUAUAGUGUUUGCUCCGUCAUCUGUCUGUGAAUCAACUGGCAAGCUGGUCCUCAAAUACUCCAUGUCGACUUUUAAAUACUCGAUUCCUCUGAGCGGUUAUGGUGGUACAAGCAAUGUAAUUGUGGAGGGAGCCAAAGUGUCAGAAAAGGAUCAUUAUUGGUUAGAGAUGGGGGAGAUGACUGUGGGUCAGCGAAUUGCAAAGAGGGUGACCCUCCGUAACAUUGGAAAUCGUGCAGCCUUUGUUCGGUCUGUGUGUUGUACAGAUCUUCGAUGUAAACAAGCCCUAGUUCCUGGUCGAGUCCUGGUGGAGCCAAACGAAUUUGUACUUGGUGUUCAGGCCACAAGGAGUGUGGUGAUUGUGUUGACCCCCACUCAUAGGGAGGGUGCCCUCUGUCUCGACCACAAAGACGUGGUGGGUGUUGUCUCCUUCCUUUAUGGGGAUGAAGUCAGUCGCCAGAAAAUGAGGGAAGCCAUUGAUCAGGGGAGACAGUGCAAACCUUUGAAGACCACUGAGGAUGUGCUGUUAAAAACAAUCAGCUUUUGUAAUCACUACCUUGAUGAGGAAUCUGUGGAGUAUAUGCCAGCAGAUCCUAAGAUAGGGAGUUCCCAAACUCAGGUUGAUUUGUUCUACUCGGGUAUACAACGUGUGAUGGUUUUGUUGGUUGGAGAACCCCAGAAGAGUGCAGUAGAAUCUAUGACAGUUACACCACCAAUAUACAGAAUGAGCAGGUCAGCUGAUGUUCAGGAGCCCAACUACAGUUCAACAUGUGUUGUGCCGGUCAAGGACACAGUACAGAAUAGAGAUUCUCUGUCCAUGCGUCACACCAUGCCAGUGAUUCCAGCACUGCCACUGUACAGUGAAACUGACCAAGAUGGCUGGACAUUACAGCCAGACCAGAUCAUUCUGAAUGUUCCUAACAAACGAGAUGAAAAACUUAAAAUCCAAAAAUUUGUUAUAAUAAACUUCCUGAACAGAAAAAUGACGUAUGAGCUGUGUUGGCCAGGACACUGGAUCAAGCUGACACCUGAGAAAGGCACAGUGGAGCCCAAGAGCAGCAGUACUGUUUGCCUGAGUCCAAAUGCUGCUGUGUUUCAGAGCUUUGAUCAGCUUCCCUGGAGUGGAACAAUACAUGUCAACUGUGACAACCAGUACAAGAUACUUCUUGUUCAGAUAAGAAAUGACCUUGUUCUGGAUGGAAGCACUUUAGUCAAUAACAACACCCUUGUUCCUCUGAGUAACACAUCUGCCACACCAUCCACAUCAUUGGUUAUUGGUGGGUCACAUGACAUGCCUACAGGAUUACAAACUUCUACAACAACCAUUACGUUCCCGCCUACAAAUGUAGGAGAACAAUCAGUGUCCUCUAUAGACUUAACCAACUACUCCAAGAACACCAUCAAGUGGAUACUCUCUUCCUUUGCUCCGCCAUACGUUAAGGGAGCAGACAACUCCAGAGAUGUUUUCAGGGCGACGUACAAGGUUUUUGAAUUUGCAGAGAAAUAUGGACAGGUUGCUGGCCGCAAAGAUGCUAAGCUUCAAGUACAUUUCAUACCGAGAUCAAAGGGUAUGUUUUCUCAACAUUGGGACAUUCAGUCUAGUGAACCUUCAGAGAAUUCCAAGAAGACACAAACAGUGAGAGUACAGUUGUGUGGAGAGGGUUUAGAAAAAGAAAAGAAUAGUUUACCAGGUACUGAAGACAUAGUGACUGAGGCCAUGCAAGACUCCAGCAGAGUCGCACCAACACAGAAAUAUCGUGGUAUUGGAGACACAACAAAGUCAACGGGAACUGUGGGUAAGAUGGUAACAUCUCCCAAGAAGGAAUCUAGGAACAAACCUGGAACCUCUCAUAGAUUUGACAAGGAGAUGAAACCUGUGGUACUGAAUGACAAGAGUACUGACAUCCACUUCCCUAGCUGUCGAGCCAAGGCCACCGUGGUGUGUAAGGUCCACCUUAAAAAUGAAUCAAAGACAAUGCAUACAGUGGAAAUUCAACAGCCUCCUUUACCAUUCAGGGUAAACCAUACUAACAUUACUAUACGUCCAAGAAGCUACUUGAGGUUACCUGUGGAAUUCUCUCCUCCAAGUGCAGGACACUAUGCAGAAAAUUUGAUACUUAAAGUGGAUGUAGGGUACAGUUUAACAAUACGAUUGGAGGGACACUCUACGUAGCAACAUCUGUGAUUGAUGUGGAAUAUGUGAUGUUAUUAUCUGUGAUACACUGGGGGUUAUUUUGUCUCAUCUUCAAGGGAGGAUCAUGUACUGACUGAAUGUAGAUCUAUGAUAUAGAACACUGCUUCCGUAAUUAAACAAGGAGUGACUGUAAGGAGUCUGGGACUGUUUUGAUGAAAAUCUGAGAAUCAGAUAAGGAGUGAUAUUAUGAGUAAAGACUGCCUUGAAUACAUCAGUGGAUAGUUGGGGUUCAGACAAUGAGUAUAAGAAUCAAGGAAUGUCCUGAUAUAUUAAUUGAUGGUAAAAAAAAUCAACAAGUAUCAUUUGAUAUGACUGCCCUGAUGUCAUUGGGUCAGCCUUAUGGUCCUGGAUAUGACUGCCCUGAUGUCAUUGGGUCAGCCUUAUGGUCCAGGACAUGACUGCCCUGAUGUCAUUGGGUCAGCCUUAUGGUCCUGGAUAUGACUGCCCUGAUGUCAUUGGGUCAGCCUUAUGGUCCUGGACAUGACUGCCCUGAUGUCAUUGGGUCAGCCUUAUGGUCCAGGAUAUGACUGCCCUGAUGUCAUUGGGUCAGCCUUAUGGUCCUGGACAUGACUGCCCUGAUGUCAUUGGGUCAGCCUUAUGGUCCUGGACAUGACUGCCCUGAUGUCAUUGGGUCAGCCUUAUGGUCCUGGACAUGACUGCCCUGAUGUCAUUGGGUCAGCCUUAUGGUCCUGGACAUGACUGCCCUGAUGUCAUUGGGUCAGCCUUAUGGUCCUGGAUAUGACUGCCCUGAUGUCAUUGGGUCAGCCUUAUGGUCCUGGAUAUGACUGCCCUGAUGUCAUUGGGUCAGACUUAUGGUCCUGGAUAUGACUGCCCUGAUGUCAUUGGAUCAGCCUUAUGGUCCAGGAUAUGACUGACUUGUGUCUGUUGUUCAGUCUCGUAGUCCUAGAUAUCAGAUAAAUUUUAGAGUCCCUCUUGUCGUUAAUAAUUCUGAAUGGCUCAAACUUGGACCGAUUGGUUUUUGUUGAACUUUAAGUUAUCGUCAUGAGAGAAGCAUGAAUACAGGAAACUUGAAGCCUUGGUGCCAAACUGUGCUGUAAGCUGUGAAUUAAUGUUCUUCCCUUUUAUUUUGUUAUAAGAAAGUCAUAUACAUGUACAUGUAUGUAGUUGAUCUGACUCAAUAUUAAUCUUAUCUCACCAGGUAAAGGUUGUGAGUGACUUG